CGGAAAAUCAGGAGGGAACUUAACGAUAACAUUCGAUGAUGCCAUUGGGUGUCUAAACAUAUAUAAAUGGAAGUAUAACGCAGAGAGCGGUAGUAGUUUUUGUCGAGUACAAUGAAGGCUGCUUUGUUGCUUGUUGCUGCACUGGUAGCAGUGGCGGAGGUCCACGGACAACCAGAAGCGUCGACCACCGCCAACAUCGGGAAUGAGAAUCUAAGCACCGGAAAUAUCACGGCUGAGAAUAGAUUUCUGGGAAGGUCGUCCUACACGGAAGAUGAUGAUACCAUUUGUGUCGCAGCAGACAACAGGUUCUACUUGUAUGCUAAUUCGUUGAAGCUGUAUUCUUGCUACAACCAACUACCGAAAGUUUACGUGGUGAAACCAAAGAGUCAGUGUAAACCAUACCUGUCAGAUUGUCCCAGGAACUAGGAGUAUUGCCAGUCCGUUGCCUCAGCUUGAAUCGUCUGCGAGGGAGUGAAGACAAAAAUGGCUGGCCUGCCCACUGAAGACAUCUGCUGUUUACAGAAGAGCCAAGAAACUGCAAGAGCGUCAGAUCUUUCUGAUUACUUCACGACAUGCAGUAAAUAUCAUUACUGUAAAGAUUAGUAUUAAAAACAUUGCAUUUGUAUUCUUUUUAUGUUUCUGUUGUUUCCCAAACAGUAGUAUGCCGACGCAAGAAAAAUGUAGUUUCAUGACGUCAACUGUUAUAUUAAACGAUAGAAGAUAUUUCUCUACCUACAGGUUCACGUAA
Messenger RNA from Schistocerca serialis cubense, 748 nucleotides. RefSeq lists its product as uncharacterized. The transcript has 3 exons. The coding region runs from base 112 to 426 and encodes 104 amino acids. NCBI's taxonomy places the organism in Eukaryota, Metazoa, Arthropoda, Insecta, Orthoptera, Acrididae. The record is from RefSeq and is a predicted model, not a curated record.